Molecule: messenger RNA, 3217 nt
Organism: Synchiropus splendidus (mandarinfish)
Lineage: Eukaryota; Metazoa; Chordata; Actinopteri; Syngnathiformes; Callionymidae
Gene: zmynd12
Product: zinc finger, MYND-type containing 12
Exons: 7
Coding region: 67-1245 (392 amino acids)
Molecular function (GO): protein binding
Source: RefSeq, a predicted model, not a curated record
UCAGUCGUCAAACUUUUUCGUCGUGAAACAUUACUUCCAUUGUGCAGACAAGCAUUUUGAAAUUCGAUGGAAUCCAAGCUGCCAAACUCGACGGCAGGAACGACCAAGAUAGUUCCUCUGGCUUUUCCUAAGGGAGCACAGAAGUUGUGCGCGCUUUGUCAGAAACGCGCGUUUCUGCAGUGCAACGGCUGUCGUGUCACCUUUUACUGUGAUGACACACACCAGCGGGAGGACUGGGACGGCAUCCACAGCAGGAUCUGCCAGUCCCUCAUUACUGCUGGCUCAUCCAUCCUGAACACCUUCCAACCAACAGACCGCAAUGAAGCGCAGCUCAAAAAGAUGGAGCUGAUCAAGCUCUGCCGUUUGGUGGCUCAGAACAAGAUGUGUGAGGGGAAACACCAGGGGGCACUGCCCGCUGCCCAGUUCUGCCUACGCUUGUCCGCAGAAAUCCAUGGUCCCAGUACUGUUCAGAUGGUUCCUGCCUACCUGCUGCUGGCUGAUGUCAACCUAGGUAAUGAGGACGUGUCAUAUCUCGAGCUCAUGUCUCACUCAGUCUGGCUGUUUUUGGAUCCAGGUGUAGGAAAUCUUGCUGUGGUGUCCGGGCUGUUGUCCCAGGCAGAGUGGGCAGUUCUGAAGAGUCCAGAUUGUGGCGCUUCAGUGCGCCAUCAGCUGCACCGGAGCCUGGGCCGCCUCCACACUGCCACUGGAAACCUGGAUGCAGCUUUGUUUCACUUUGCAAAUGACAUAUAUUUUGCCAGCGAGGAGUUGGGCCCGGACAGCACCGCCGCCUGCAGCGGCUACUUCCUCAUGGCUGCUGUGUUUGUCAGACAGAAGAAGAUGGCUGUUGCUCGCUCCAUGUACGCUGAGGUUGCAAGAAUUUGGCACGCCCUUUUGGCUGAACUGGUCCAGCGCUUCAUCGGAAAGGAACCAGAAGUCAUGUCGGAGUUUGACGAACCUCAGCCAGCAGAAGUCGACUCUAUGCUGAGAGCCAUUUUGGAUUUUGAGCACGCAGAUGCCCGAAAAGACCCAGCCCGGGUGGCCUUGGUGAACCACGCUCUGGCCAUGUUGUGGUUCCUGGGCAGAGACUUCAGCAAGGCCCGAGGAUUCUGUUGCGCGGCGCUGCUGGCCUGCGAGUCCAGAUCGAACCAUGACCUGAGCGACGCCGUCCGCCACCUGAUGGAGCUGAUGCAAACGGAUGCAGGUCACAACUCUUUCACCAGUCCGGUCAGCAGUCAGUCACACUGAAACACCUUCCACUGCGACUGCUACUCACCUGGUGGCAGGAGAUAUUUCAUCAUUACAACACAUCACAACACUGUUUUAAAGAGUUUUCUGUACGACACCUUUGUGACGAUAAGUAUAGCUGAGCCAGAGGGCGCUCAGUUCACCGACCCAAGUCAUGGAGUGAAAACGAAAUACUGCUGAAAUGUUACUCAAUAUUAUGGACAUACAGCAAAUGUGAAUACUUGGAGUUCAUUUGUUGACAUGUAAAGUGUCAUUUUCACUUCCUGGAAUUGAGGAGCACAGGGUGAUCACCUCUGUGGUCUUUCUCAUGACUCAACCGAGCAACUCCUAGACAUGACAACACUCAGGAUGUACUGGUGUCAUGGUCUGGGUGGCGCUGCAGAAUUUCAAGGUUCCAAUGUUUAUCAUUCAGUGGAGCUGAGUGGUGAUUCUUUUGCUUGUUUGGAGGUAAUAUCGUCCCUAUAAACCGCUGUCUCUAGAGGGUGAAGGUUUCCUGGAAAUUUGCUCUUUAAUAAAACUUGCAGUAUAAGUCAUCUGUCUCCCGCGUGCUAAUCCCGGGACCGGUUUAUAGUCGUAGAGGAAUUCCACAUCAAGCUCCUUCAGGCAACUGCUGGCUUGUGUGAGGAGAACUGUGAUGUUACACUAAACAUCGGUCCGCCUCUGUUUGAUUGAAUUCAGUGAGGAUAGGAAAGUAGACAGCCGCUGUUAUUGUUCUUUUUAAAGCAGAAUCUGGGUCUCGAUCAUUGGGUUCUGGACAAAAGUUUGGAGACAUAUGACAGACAUAUGCUUAUCAUGUCUUGUGCUCCGGUGAAAAUUUAAUGUGGAGAUAGUAGUGAAUUUUAACCGGCACUCUUGACUGUGGGGGUUUGUUUACGAGAAGCUUAUAAAGUGCGGCUCUUUCACCACACAGUGAAAUAGAGUAGCUGUACUGGGAAGUGAGUCGUUUACUGAGUUCAGUGAAUAACACUCUGAUUUUAAUGAUAAACAAGUGGCUGUAAAUUGUUUUGCUCAGGUCUGUGUCAGAUUCUAUGUCAGUCGUCUCUGAAAAAUGUAAUUUUGCCACUUAAGACUUGCUCAGUGACUCUGGAGGCGGUGAUGUCACUGCGAUCAUCAGCUAUUAAAUGUCCUCAGGAGCCGGUGUGACUGUUGAGAGGGGCCAUCAUACCAAAAUAAGGAAGGUGAUGAAGAAGGAAAAUGGUUGACAUGAUGGGAAAAUGUUUGUGAAAAUGUAUCGUGUAAUUAUGAAAUUAAUUCCUAAAAAUUUGUUGUAUAAAAUGUGUCUUAGAUAUUCAUUUCAAUAUAUAUAUUUUCAAUUCAAGUGUGCUUUAAUAAUGAAUAAAACAAUUUUUACAAGUAUUAUUUAGAGUUGAACUUAAUGUUUGACUUAACAUUAUGCAUGCUAAAAAAUAUGUAGAAAACAAAAUAGGAAGUAUUCCGUGCCAUCAAGUUUCACUCAGACUCCACGAGUGACACAUAGUUACAGCCAAAACGUAAAAACAUUUGCUAAUAUUUCCUCCGAUAAAAGUUCGACAGAUGGUUUUCAAUCCUGUUGACUAGCAUGUGUUAUAUAAGCAGCAUGAAGAGUGUGACACGGAAAAGUCAGUGGAGCCUCUCACACCAUCUCAAAUCACCACACAGAUCUUUAACAAAACAUAUUUAUUUACGUCCCAUUUUCACUCAUUCACAAACACAGAUAUAGACGCUCUGCUACAGUCCGACAGAUGAGUCAGUAAAAUGUGGUUUUUGACAUCAUAAAUGAUCAAUGAACAAUUGCUAGUGUUUGACAUUUGUUUUUAGCAUUAGCCGCAAGCUAGUUGGGAUGUUCAGCUUCAAUUUUUCCUUGAAUUUGUCUGGGGAAGUGUUAGCAGCAGGUUGUUGUUGUACCGUUUCGCUCUGCAACCACGCUGGGAUGUUAGUGGAAGCAUGUGUUUCCAGUCGACUCGCUGCAUUCUUGUCUCUGGUUUUUCAGGCG